This is a messenger RNA of Mycena citricolor, 1063 nucleotides long. The record is from the annotation of a GenBank genome assembly. Lineage: Eukaryota; Fungi; Basidiomycota; Agaricomycetes; Agaricales; Mycenaceae.
UUUGAACAUUGCAGGUGGCGAGUGCCAUGAUGAUGAUGGCCAACAUGGCAUGAUCGUUGAUGGGAUCAACAUACACCCUCUUGCGUUUUCCCCCUCGAAGCCAUGCCCGUCUACCAAAUGGUCUGCAUUGCUGCCCACUUCCCUGAUUUUAAACAUAUAUCCGGCCUCGUCAAGCAGACAGCCACACACGUCCUCCAAGCAGGAGGUGUAGUGCGUAAAAUCGACUCGCUAGGGACGAAGCAGCUACCACAGCGCAUGAGGCGGCAUGGUAACUACCACCACACGGCAGACUACUGGGCCAUGCACUUCGACACCUCUCCUCGCGUACUAUCGUCCCUGAACGCUCUCAUGCGACGAGACCCGCGUGUGAUUCGAUGGACUGUUCUGAAGACAAGUGGGUCGCGGGUGGAGGAUGUAGCAACCGAGGGUCGACGAGUGAUAUACGGGAACACAUUAGACCAGAUGGAGGACUAGACCAACCAUGAAGUACAUUCCCUCCUCGGCCCAUCUUUUCUCUUGUGCAUUUCGAACUGUCCUACCGCAACACCCUAUCCAGAACCUGCUGCAGACUAUCAACCACUGCGACCGAGCUGUUGACGACAUCUCCGUUCCUGGGACCCUCCUCCGCUCCCGGUCUUCGCAGCAGCAAUGCUUCCAUUCCUGCGUUCCUGGCUCCAUCGUAGUCACUGUGAAACUGAGUCUGCCGACCCAUGAGGGCACAACGCACGUCGCACCUAUCCAGCUCGUCUCCGACAUGCAGGCAUUCGUCAGCCCGUAUCGGCCGCCCCAGCUCGCUGUUCACGCGUUGAAGCAGUUGCGCAUAGAUGGCUGGGUCCGGCUUCGACAGUCCCGAACCGUCACAGAUCAGGAUGGGCUUCACGUAUGUCGGGAAUCCGAGAUCCUCGAGUACAGCAUCUACCAUAUCCUUGAGCCCACUCGAAUCCCUGCCUGAGAAAGUGGCAAGCGUACACAUGCGGUCAUCUGCGUUGCUCACCACAGCAGUAAGGAUACCCUCAGCAUUUAACCUGUUCACUGGACAGCGUGAGCCUUUCUGAAACGUGAC